AUGCCCGAGUCAAAAAACCUCGACUCGGUUCCCCUAGCCAGCCCCAUUAUCCCCACUCCAACCAAGUCUUCUUCAUGGUUCAUUGUUACCCUGUUUUUAGUACUAUUUCUCCUGGUGGUAGCCAUAUUUGUCUUCAAAACUUCUCAAGUAGUACCCCUUGACCAGUUCAUUAGGCUACCAAGCAGUGCGGGUGAGCAUGAGCCAGCUAUAAAUGCGCCAUGGGAGCUGGUGGGGUUGGCACUCUUGGAAGGGCCGGAAGAUUUGGCUUAUCAUUCGAAGUCGAGGCUCAUUUACACCGGUUGCGUGGAUGGGUGGAUCAAGCGGGUCACGGUGAACGAGUCGGGUGUUGACACAGUGGUAAAAAAGUGGGUAGACACAGGUGGGAGACCCCUCGGAAUCGCCUUUGGACGUCACAAUGAAGUUAUAGUCACCGAUCCUAAAAAGGGACUGUUGAAUAUAACGCAAGCUGGUAAGAUGAAGGUGCUGACAAAAGGGACUAAGGAUGAAAAGUUCAAGUUGAUAGACAGCGUUGAUGUAGCAGAAAAUGGGGUGAUUUACUUCACAGAAGCUUCCUAUAAAUACAGCUUGGAUGAAUUUGUGUUGGACAUUUUGGAGGGCAAGCCCCAUGGAAGAUUAUGGAGCUAUGAUCCAUCCACCAAAAAGACCAAGCUGCUCCUCCGCAACCUUUACUUUGCCAACGGAUUAGCCAUCUCGCCCGAUCAAAAUUCGGUGGUUUUUUGCGAAACCGUCAUGAUGAGAUGUAGAAAGUAUUUCAUACGAGGAAAGAAGAAAGGAAGUGUCAAAGACUUCAUUGAUCUGCCGGGCUUUCCUGAUAACAUUCAUUAUGACAUUGGAGAAGACCAUUAUUGGAUUGCGUUGGCAAUGGCAUCUAGCAGCAAUUCUUCAGAGUUAGCACAUAAAUACAGCUUAAGAAGGUCCAUUAAUGGACAACCAAAUGAUCAGAAAGAGAGUAUAAAUACUACAACUGGUGGGGUUAUUGUUGUAGACACCAAAGGAAAUCCAACUUCUCACUAUUAUGGCCCACAAUUCUCAUUGAUUUCAAGUGGGGUCAAGAUUAGAAACUUUGUUUACUGUGGUUCCCUCUUUAAUCUCUACAUGGUCCGCAUUAACAAUCUCCAAAACUAUUCUUCAAUAUUAGUAUAA
Morus notabilis is the source of this 1164-nucleotide messenger RNA. Its product is annotated as protein STRICTOSIDINE SYNTHASE-LIKE 5. Gene Ontology annotation, molecular function: strictosidine synthase activity. Lineage: Eukaryota; Viridiplantae; Streptophyta; Magnoliopsida; Rosales; Moraceae. Gene Ontology annotation, biological process: biosynthetic process. The record is from RefSeq and is a predicted model, not a curated record. The transcript has 4 exons. Bases 1 to 1164 code for a protein of 387 amino acids.